AUGAUGAGCACAUCGGAAGAUUACUGGUACGAAGAGGAAUCGCAGGAAAUCUGUGGCAUUAAAGUUCCCUCGAUACUGAACGAUUUCAUAGCGAAUCAACCACCGCUUGUAGAUCGCUUCUACACGAAGCUGUAUUAUGUACCGCCCAACAAGCCCGACGAGCCUCAGCAGAUAUUAUUCCACUCCAAUCGAAUAUGUUUAGUGGGGCUUGCCAAAAAACAUGUAGCAUUUACGAAGGGCAUCCGGAGCGUAAGUUUCGAGGUAGGCAAAUUUGACCGUAGUGAGAAUAAGGUGUCGGGUCGUAAGAAGAGCGGAGGGAUGAUUCUGCAGGCCGAUUCUACGCUGGCAUUGGUGACGUGCGUCGACGACAGUGUGUACAAGGUAAGAUCUUGCGUGCAGGGUAAACUGGUGGAAGUUAAUGAUCGUGUUGUGGAGGAUCCGGUUCUGAUGCGCAUUAGUGGUGAAGGGUUUGUGGCAAUAGUAAUGCCCAAGAUAGAGCAUUGUGAUGCGCUGAAGGAGAGAUUGUUGGGGGAAGAAGCGUACCAUGAGCUGAGGGAAGUUGAAUAAAUGUCG
This is a messenger RNA of Anopheles maculipalpis, 573 nucleotides long. Its product is annotated as protein Abitram. The transcript has a single exon. Gene Ontology annotation, biological process: regulation of filopodium assembly; regulation of actin filament polymerization; dendrite morphogenesis. Gene Ontology annotation, molecular function: actin monomer binding; actin filament binding. Lineage: Eukaryota; Metazoa; Arthropoda; Insecta; Diptera; Culicidae. The record is from RefSeq and is a predicted model, not a curated record. Gene Ontology annotation, cellular component: dendrite; lamellipodium; nucleus. Bases 1 to 567 code for a protein of 188 amino acids.